This is a messenger RNA of Cucurbita pepo subsp. pepo (vegetable marrow), 3290 nucleotides long. NCBI's taxonomy places the organism in Eukaryota, Viridiplantae, Streptophyta, Magnoliopsida, Cucurbitales, Cucurbitaceae. The record is from RefSeq and is a predicted model, not a curated record.
UGUUCUUUUCCCUUUGUCUCGGAGUCACCCACGACUAGGGGAGUGUUCAUCGUGCGACGGCUUAUCAUCAUCCUCUUUUCUUUCUCGGUUUCCGCCGGCGGUUGGCCAACGCCGGUGCUCCCAUCGACCAGUGCUCGGCGGUCGGCCAUUCUCUCUCUUCAACAGUUCCGAUAACGAGCGCGACUCUGUUUUUCUUUCCUCACCGGCUGUGACUAUACAAGCCCUCAACGACCCUUUUCCGGUGGGUUCUAGUGACGACUCGAGGGGCAAUGGAAAGACUGGGAGUCAAUGCCAAGGUCUCAGCUAAUGAUUGCAGGAGCGAAAAUAUCUCCAGGAAGCGAAAAAUUGCAGAACAUAGAAAGUCACUCCCAGUAGCUUCGGUUGAACAUCUGCUCAUACAAGAGGUGCAUAGAAAUGAUACAUUAGUCAUCGUUGGUGAAACUGGGAGUGGAAAAACGACGCAAAUACCGCAGUUCCUGUUUAAUGCUGGAUUUUGUCGAGAUGGGAAAGCUAUCGGGGUGACCCAACCUCGGCGUGUUGCUGCGGUAACUGUUGCUAAAAGAGUUUCUGAGGAAUGUGGUGUUGAAGUUGGGCAAAAGGUUGGGUAUUCCAUUAGAUUUGAGGAUGUAACUUCUAGUUCCACAAGAAUCAAGUACAUGACUGAUGGUCUACUGCUAAGGGAAGCACUGUUGGACCCUUUUCUCUCAAGAUAUUCAGUUAUCAUUGUUGAUGAAGCUCACGAGAGAACAGUUAAUACUGAUGUAUUGCUAGGAUUUUUGAAAAAAGUGCAGAAAACAAGAUCUAGAUCUUUGAAUGACUCUUUGAAUGCUGAGAACAUGCAUGCUAAUGGCCUAGUGGUAGAAAAUGGAAAUAAUGGUAAAUGUGCAAGUUCCCUCAGGCAAUAUCGUGGAAGGAAACUACCUCCAUUGAAGUUAAUUAUCAUGUCUGCCAGCUUAGAUGCACGCCUUUUCUCUGAGUACUUUGGUGGGGCAAGGGCUCUUCGUGUCCAGGGGCGUCAACAUCCAGUGGCUAUAUUUUAUACUCGUAAGCAUGUAUCAGAUUAUUUGGAGGCCACUCUUAUUACUAUAUUUCAGAUUCAUUUGGAGGAGAGUCCCGGUGAUAUACUUGCAUUUUUAACUGGGCAAGAGGAGAUAGAAUCUAUUGAAAAUCUUGCCAAGGACAAGAUUCAGAAGUUGCCUGAAAGCAAACAGAACAUAGUAGUUAUUCCUAUAUAUUCAGCCCUUCCUUCGGAGCAACAAUUGCGAGUUUUUGCCCCAACUCCACCUGGAGUCCGUAAGGUGAUAUUGGCAACAAACAUUGCUGAGACAUCCGUGACAAUACCUGGGAUCAAAUAUGUUAUUGAUCCUGGAUUUGUAAAAGCACGCACUUAUGAUCCAAACAAAGGGAUGGAAUCAUUGAUUGUUUUUCCAACCUCAAAAGCACAGGCACUACAGAGGAGUGGGCGUGCUGGCCGUGAAGGACCUGGGAAAUGCUUUCGUCAGUAUCCUGAGGAUAUGUUUUAUAAACUUGAGGAUUCAACAAAGCCAGAGAUAAAGAGAUGCAACCUUUCUAAUGUCAUCUUACAGUUGAAGGCUUUAGGCGUUGAUAAUAUCAUGGAAUUUGAUUUCUUGGAAGAACCACCAAGGCAAGCUAUUUUCAAGUCGUUGGAGCAAUUGAUUCUGCUUGGGGCUGUAGCACAUGACGGCAAACUAUCUAAUCCAGUAGGACAUUUGAUGGCUCGUAUUCCAUUAGAUCCAAUAUACUCUAAAGCUUUGAUUGUUGCCGGUCAGUUCAACUGUUUGGAAGAAAUGUUGAUAACUGUGUCAAUGCUCUCAGUUGAAUCCAUUUUUUACCACCCUCGUGAGAAGUUAGAAGAGGCAAGAGCUAAAAUGAAAUGUUUUUCAAGUCUGGAAGGUGAUCAUCUCACUCUAAUCAAUGUGUAUCGAUCUGCUGAGGAAUUUUUGAAUAAGAAAAAGUUGGAACUUAGCAAAGAAAAAGUGGAGAAAAGCUUGAAAAAGUGGUGCAAAGAAAAUUUUAUCAAUAGCAGAUCUUUGAGACACGCACGUGACGUUCACAGUCAAAUUAGGGAACAUGUUGAACAAAUGAAUCUUCCUCUUCACUCUUGUGGAGAUGACACGAUUCAGUUUUGUAGAUGCCUAGCUGCUUCCUUUUUCCUCAACGUAGCCACAAAGCAGCCAGAUGGAACAUACAGGGAUUGUGCAAGUGGUGAGGUGGUACAGAUUCAUCCCUCUUCUGUGCUAUUCCGCAAAAAACCAGAUUGUGUAAUUUUCAACGAGUUCGUGCAAACUAAUCAUAAGUACAUCCGCAAUAUCACUAGAAUUGAUCGACUUUGGCUGUCUGAACUGGCUCCGCAUUAUUAUGCACUGCAAAACUAAAUUGAUGUGUCUACGUUCACAUAGUUCAUUGGCUUUCCACAUUGGACAGCUCCAUUUCCAGAGAAGGUGCCCAAGAUGUGGAAGGAUCGACUACAAGGGAUAGCCUGAGGAACUCCUCAAAAGAAAAGGAGGCAGUUAAAGGGAAACCAAUUCUCUUUGCCAUCGUACGUGCUUGUCUAGUGCUCUCACUCCACGAAAUAUUGUGAAAGUUGGCUUAUCUUCUAUGACCAAAGGGAAAAAAGAAGACAUUCUUACUGAAUGUAUCAACAUGAUUGGCGAUUGAUUGCCCUUCAAGAGACUAGCCAACACCCACUUAUGCUUAACAGUACACGACUUCUCUACCCAACAAUUUGGUAUACUUCUGAUUACUUACGUUCAAGACAACCUGCCUUCCAAUGGUCUAAAACAGGGUUGUCACUCUGCAUUGCCUUGGUUUUCAAGUGGUCAUGUGUAGUGUUGGUUUAUUGAAAUUUUGUUUACUGUGGCAAAUGAGUCCCAUUGAAUUGACACUUUUGACCUCUAUAUCUUCUCGAGAGGCUGAGAAAAGUAACGAACAAUUGUCGGUAGCUGCAUUGCCGUGGAGGAUUCACUAUGGGAUAUAGAUAUCAUUCUUGUUGGUUCAGAUUCGAUUAGGAAAAGAAAAUUAUCCUCAGAUUAGUAGAAAUUCAUUGCAGUAAUCUUCUCAGCAGGGUCAGCUUGAGUGACUAGGACUGCCAUUGUUGAUGUACUAUUGUGUGGUUGUUCAUUAAAAUUGCAGGGGGGCUAGAAUAUAAGAGAUUAAUGUGUGUGUUUUGGUGUAUUGGAGACUGAGAUUUUUCAUUUCUAAUUAAUAUCUGAAGUCUUAUAUUUUGUGAUAAGUUAAUUAGGUGUAUAAAGUUGAAUGUUGGAUGUAAA